AUGCUCGACGACAACCUCCCGACCUUUCGCCUCCAGCCCUGCCCCGACGACCCCCUCCAAACCCUCGUUUACUAUGCCCACAACGGCUCCGAGCCCGCCGCUACAUACCUGCUCAAGCGCCCGUCGCCGCCCUCGUCCCGGAACCAGUUUGCCCUCGGCCUGCUCGACGCCCAGCUGCCCUCGCUCGUCUACGCAGAGGUGGCCGUGAGGCCCGAGUGGACGCAUCCGACCCUCUCGGCCGCAGAGGUGCGCGCCUCCUCUUCCUCCGCCUCCCCCUCGCCCGCCCCCGUCACCCCGGACUCGUUUGCCGUCUCGCUCUACGACCCGGACAUGGCCGUCACCGUCAAGCACCGCCCGGGCAGCUGGAACAAGUCCGAGGCCUGGGAGUUUGAGGUGCCCGAGCGCAGCUUCAGGAUGCCCAGCGCCAGCCGCAUCGACCAGGACAGCGCCGGCGCCCAGCUUGCCGCCCUCGCGCCCAAAGUCGUCUUUCGCUGGAAGCGCGACGGCAGGCUGAGCAAGGAUAUGACGUGCUACAUGUCGGGCAGGAGCGUCGGCGGCAAGAAGAGCAAGGAGCCCGACAUCACCGUUGCCAUGUUCCGCGCCGCCAAGAACGAAGGCCUCGUGACCAUUUACGAGCCCAACAUGGCGCGCGUCGACAUCGAGGACCUCAAGGGCCUUGAGCUGUCCCUCAUCCUCGGCUCCGUCGUGAUCAGGGAUCUAUACCUCGCACCGCGCCAAGAUGCCUUCAACGUGGCCGGCGCCUCUGGCCUGACCCAGGUCAACGGACAGCGGAAAGGCUCGGGCUCCCGGCCCCCGCCGCAGGCCACCACCUCCUCGCAGCCCGUAUACGCAUCCGGCGCCCUGGGCAUCCCCCCCCCGGCAUCACCGCCCGCGGGCCGAGACGCGCGCCAGCACGCCGAGAUCGAGGCCGAGACCAAGCGGCUGCAGGCCAUGGUCGCCCAGGAGAACCGCAAGGCGCGGGAGCGCGAGAAGCGUGACGCCGAGGAGCAGAAGCGCAUCAAGAAGAUGCUUGAGGACGAGGACAAGGAGCGUCGCCGGCGCGAGGCCGAGGUGGAGCGCGAGACGGAGCGGCUGCGCCGGGAGUACGGCGUCCCGUCAGCCCCCGGCGCGGGCGGACCCUCUCCGGCGCUGCCCCCGAGGACGGGCCAGAGCCAGCUACCUGCCCGGCAUAGCGGCGGCUGGUGA
This is a messenger RNA of Hirsutella rhossiliensis, 1206 nucleotides long. RefSeq lists its product as uncharacterized. NCBI's taxonomy places the organism in Eukaryota, Fungi, Ascomycota, Sordariomycetes, Hypocreales, Ophiocordycipitaceae. Bases 1 to 1206 code for a protein of 401 amino acids. The record is from RefSeq and is a predicted model, not a curated record. The transcript has a single exon.